GAGAGAGAGAGAGAGAGAGAGAGAGUGUGUGUGUGGGGGGGGGUGUAGUGAACUUCACCGUCCUUUAUACCGCAGAGAAAAGAGAGUUUCAGGUUGAUGUGAGUUUGAAUCCCCUCGUAUUUAGAUUUGUACCCGUUGUGUUAAAGCAGAGACACCAUGCACGCGCUCCUGCGCGCCGUUAUUUUGCUCUGUGUGCUCGGUUCUGUUCCCGGUGCUGUAUUUAACUCCUCGGUGGCCGGUGAGUCCGCGCGCACUUUCCCGGUGCUCACCGUGAACUAUGAGCGCGUGCGUAAACCGUUCGAAGUGUGUCUGUGGAUCCUGUUGGCCUCCUUAAUGAAGCUCGGGUUCCACGUCAUCCCUGGGUUCUCACGGUUUGUCCCUGAGAGCUGUGUGCUGAUCAUGGUUGGUCUGAUAGUUGGAGUUCUCAUUAAGCUCAUGGAUGAAACACUUCCUGUUUUGGACACCGAGCUUUUUUUCCUGUGUCUCCUUCCCCCCAUCAUACUGGAUGCUGGAUAUUUCCUGCCUCUGCGUCUCUUUGGUGAGAACAUGGGCUCCAUCUUGGCCCUGGCAGUGCUGGGAACACUCUGGAACUCUGUAUUUGUUGGGGUAGUGUUAUAUGGAGUGUGUAAAGUGAUCGGGGUCCAGGUGGGGGGCAUCAACCUGCUUUCUUGCCUGCUGUUUGGUUCCAUCUCCUCUGCUGUGGAUCCAGUUGCAGUUCUUGCUGUUUUUGAGGAAAUUCAUAUAAAUGAGCUCCUUCACAUUCUGGUUUUUGGAGAGUCGCUGCUUAAUGAUGCCGUUACCGUGGUAUUGUACCACCUUUUGGAGGAGUUUGCAGGCAGAGACAAAGUGGAGUUCAGUGAUGCACUUCUGGGUGUGCUAAGUUUUCUGGUGGUGGCACUGGGGGGCAUCAUUGUGGGUGUGGUUUAUGGCAUCAUGGCAGCUGUCACCUCUCGCUUCACCACACAUUCACGUGUCAUCGAGCCGCUUUUCGUGUUCCUCUACAGCUACCUGGCAUACCUGUCGUCUGAGGUGUUCCAUCUUUCUGGCAUAGUGGCUCUCAUUGCAUGUGGUGUGGUCAUGCGGCCCUACGUGGAGGCCAAUAUUUCCCACAAGUCCUACAUCACUAUAAAGUAUUUUCUGAAAAUGUGGAGCAGUGUGAGUGAGACUCUCAUCUUCAUCUUCCUUGGCGUUUCCACGGUAGCAGGACUGCACCACUGGAACUUUGUCUUCAUCAUCUCCACCAUCAUCCUCUGCCUCAUCUCCCGUAUACUGGGAGUGGUGGGCCUGAGCUUCAUCAUGAAUAAAUUCCGCAUGGUGAAGUUAACAGGUAAAGACCAGUUCAUCGUGGCCUACGGUGGCCUGCGGGGAGCCAUCGCUUUCUCACUGGCCUUCCUGCUCUCCAGUGAACACUUCCCAAUGAAGAACAUGUUCCUCACUUCCAUCAUCACACUCAUCUUCUUUACAGUCUUUGUUCAGGGAAUGACGAUCCGCCCGCUGGUGGAGCUUCUGGCAGUAAAGAAGAAAGGUCACACCAAGUUUACAAUAAAUGAGGAAAUACACACACAGUUUCUUGACAAUGUGCUGAUAGGAAUCGAGUGUAUCUGUGGUCAUUAUGGACACCUUCACUGGAAAGACAAACUGACCCGGUUUAAUAAGCACUACAUGAGGAAGUGGCUGAUUUCAGGAGACAGGUCUGAGGAACCACAGCUCGUCUCCUUCUAUAAUAAACUGGAGAUUAAACAGGCACUCCAAGUGGCCGAGAGCAGAACUGCAGGCAGGUUAAAACCGUCACUGCCUUCUGCUGCAUCAUUACUGAAUGUUCAGAGUGAGAGGAAGAACAAGAUGAAGAUCACAAAGGAACAAGAGGCAGCAAUACGGAACAUUCUUACAGCAAACCUACAGAAACCACAGCAAAGGAUGCGUUCUUACAGUAGACACACACUGCUGCUGGAGGAAGAAAAGGUGGAGUGGCGUGAGGUUUGGCUUCACAGACAGAGGGCACAGAUGGAGCGGAGGAUGAGUCACUAUUUGACUGUCCCAGCUAAAAGGAUCUCCCCCCUGAUGAGGAGAGCAAACCACAUCUUCAAUGAACCGAGCAGGACUGCAGUCGAUGACAUCACCAUCAGAACAGAGCUGUGCUCCACUUCUACAGACUCGCUGAACCUACUGAAUGAGACAAAACCGAGACCAGACGACAGAAACAAAACCCAAGACGGAGUCGAGAAAACCUUCGUCAACAAAAUCAAAGAUUCAUUAAAGAAGAAAAGAGACGAGUCUCAGACGGAGUCAGACUGUAAGGUCCAAGAUGGCUGCCUUGAAGGAACAGACCGAAAGCUGAGUGUAACGUUUGGUCUGGAUGUCGAGGUGCAGAAACCUCCUCAAAAUAUAACCAACCAGGAAGUGAGCAACAUUGAGGAGGAAGAUGAGGAUGACUAUGAUUCUUGUCAUGUGUGCAUUGCUCCAGGAGUCAAGGAACACAAAACAUAAUGUUCUGAUGAGAAUAACUACAUCUGAGAGUGCUGUGUGUGUUUGUGUGUGUGUGUGUGUGUGUGUGUGUGUGUAUGCGUGUGCGUGUGUGUAUGCGUGUGUGUGUGCGUGUGUGUAUGCGUGUGUGUGUGCGUGCGUGUAUGCGUGUGUGUGUGUGUGUGUGUGUGUGUGUGUGUGUGUGUGUGUAUGCGCGUGUGUGUGUGUGUGUGAGUGCGUGCGUGUGUGUGUGAAUGAAUAGAAUAUGUAACAAUAAUAUAAUAUAUAGAAAAUCAUGUAUCAAAUAAAAUAAAAGAGUUUGAGAUUUUACUCAUUUUCAUACUAAAUGUUUAGAGAAGUAAAAACUCUGUGAUCAACUACACGGAAACAUUCAGCUCACUAAUUGGCCUCUAAUGGUGUGUGUUCUGCCCUCAGGAGAGGUCAUGACUCAGAAUGAUACUGUGUGUGUUUGUGUGUGUAUUUGUGUGUGUUCUAAUGACACUGUACCCAAAGGAUGUGAUUAAAAUGAAAACAACAAACA
Molecule: messenger RNA, 3004 nt
Organism: Tachysurus fulvidraco (yellow catfish)
Lineage: Eukaryota; Metazoa; Chordata; Actinopteri; Siluriformes; Bagridae
Product: Na(+)/H(+) exchanger beta-like
Exons: 12
Coding region: 157-2487 (776 amino acids)
Biological process (GO): sodium ion transport; proton transmembrane transport; regulation of pH
Cellular component (GO): membrane
Molecular function (GO): sodium:proton antiporter activity
Source: RefSeq, a predicted model, not a curated record